AUUACAUCAACACACACAACCUAUACUGGACAGACACGGCGGGGCACACAGGAAAGAAAGAGAGCGGGUUGGUGGGUGGCUCUGCCACCAGCACCGGAGCAGCCGGGGCUCCAGCUGCCAGGGCAUCGGACUCAGAGCUCAUCAGCUUUUGCUACUUGCACAUGCGAGAGCAGAGGAAGGAAAGAGAGAGCAGGAGGGAUAUCAAUGAAAACCUGAUUUUUUUUGAGGAAACUCGUCCCAGGACCAAAUCUGACCCCACUUCCAAAAGCUCUGGCCAAGGCUACAAUGGGACAGCUAAUGAGUACGACCCAGAUGGCCUUAACAAAGACAGGCACGUGAGCAGGGCCAGGGCACACACCAUCGACACCCACCUGCGGAGCGAUGCCUCACACUUCUAUUGUGAGUCCUGCCAAGCCAAAAUCAAGAGCCGGCUGGCCUCAUGCAAGGGGGGCAAGACUGGCAGUGCCUGGGACAAUAUGGUGGACUUGAUGUCGCUUCCCCCUCCUGGGAGCGAUGAGGAAGAAGAUGAGAUGACGUCCCUGCUCCCCGCCAUCACCGCCCCCCCUCCCGGCUUCCGAGACAACAGCUCAGACGAGGACGACCCCAAGCGCCGUGCAGCUGCCCAGAGCCAGGAGCAAGGCCGGCACCUCUGUGGCAUCCUCUAUGAUGAGAUUCCUGUCACACUGAUAGACAACGUGCAACCACGGACAGUCCGAGACCAUGCCCAAGAGCUGGACGAUGCCCUGGUGUCCACCCUGCAGGCACUGGAAGCCUUGGCUGCUUCAGAGGAUUGUCCACAUCCCCCACCACAGCAGACAGCAGGUCUUAUUGUCCUGGCUGCCAUCACUCCUGAGUCAUCCUUGGAUUCUGGCCAUGAAACCAACUCUUCAGAGCUAACUGAUGUCUCAGAGAUGGUCUCUGCUAUGAAGCAGCAUCAGAAUGCAGCCUACUUCCUUGCUCAACACAUCAACAAAGAAAACCUCCUGGCCAGAAAGGACUUGCCUUUCCGAAUCCAGAGCUGUGCUGCCCAGGCUGUUCUCACCUCACCCUAUCCUCUCACCCACCAGGAGCCAAGCCCUUCAUUGAAGCCAGCUUUCUCUCACCAAAGCCCCAACAUUACCAAUUGCAAGAGCAAACAGGAGCAGCAGCCUGCUGAGCGGAGCUCCACCAUGGCUGUGCAGCCAGUACUGACCCCCCAGCUUUAUGAGCAGAACAGGGGGGCUCCAGUGCCUGGCUCUGAAUGCAAAGGUGCAGGCCACACAAAAGCUGCCUUUGAGGUAUCUCUGCAUGUUACAGCAGCCCCAAGCAGGGAGCAGGCACAGAAUCUACAAGAGAAGAUGCCCAAAGAUGUCCAGCCAAGCUCCAAGCUCCUCCUAGAUCAAAAAAGUGGCACAACUCCAGCCAUCAUUUCAGCUGCUCUGCAGCAAGUGGCAAAUGCAAAAGGCUCAGCUCCCCAAGUGGUAGCAUCCUCAAAAGAAGACAAGAACAUGAAUGGCACCAGCAGCUGUGCCUCAGCCAGCAGCAAGCCUUUGAAACUUAAAGGAGGUCCACAAACUGCAGAAACAUUAUGCAACUGUCAGCAGCAGCAACUCUCUCCGCAGCAGCACUGUGAAGUUUCUCCAAGUCCUAAAGAAGCUCAUGGCAGUAAGGCUGAAGCUUUCCACCUCGCCUCAGCGGGUGAAGAAAUGAUGCCCUGUAAGACUUUUGGUUCUAAAAGCUACCAGCAAAAAAUUAGUAGAGAUGCUCCAGCAAAAGCUGCAAGCGGAGAGCCAGGUCAGAAGGCAGGUGGGGAAGCUACAAGCCUUGUCUUUCAGAAACACACAGCUCCUUCAAACCCAGGACAGAAAAUGCAACAGGAAAGUUCAGCCAAAAGCUUAAAAGCUGAGAGUAGCAAUCUGCACUCUCCAUCAGCUGGUAGCACUUUCAGGAGCACCAGUGAGGAACCCAAAGGGCCAAUCCAGCUGGUGCCCAGAUCCGAGAGCCUGCAGAUCAGCACUGUGCCUUCCAAAAAAGUAGAAAAAGUCCUGGAGGUGACCCACCAAGAUGCUGAUGUCCCAGCUAAACCCAAAGCUCCAAAAGCUCCCUUCAGGUUGAGGAACUUGUUCUCUGCAACAUUUCCAACCCGGCUGAAGAAGGAGACAGACGAGCGGCAGGCCCAGCUGCAGAAGGUAAAGCAGUAUGAGCUGGAAUUCCUUGAAGAGCUGCUCAAGCCAAAGAGCAAAGGUGACCUCCCACCACAGGAGUAUCUGCACCCUCCUGCCCCUGGGCGCUGUAGCUGCCAGCUAAGGAGCAGUCCUGUGCAAAAAGUCCCAGGGAUGUCCAGGGAGCAAAGGCGCAGCUGUGACUGCAAGCGGAUUUGCAGAGGGGUGAGGCCACUCCCUAACCAGUUGGUGAUGCCAGAACUGGAGAGGCAAGGGAGGGAUAAAGUUACCAAUGACCAGAAGCAGGCAGAAGCCAUUAGGUUGACAAGCAUGAGCAGCCCUUCCAAAGGCAAGCGGAUACGAUCCACAAGUUUAGAGUCCAGAGACUACCGGUCAGAUCCAGAGAACAGCAUGUCCUGUUUGACAACAUGCGCUUCCCGGGGGGAGUGCAUGGGUGCUCCACACUACAGGAAGCUCUUGCGUCGCUACAGUGUCAGUGAAAUAGAUAAGACUGAUAGGACAUCCCUGUCCUCUGACAUCUACCAGAACAUAUAUACAACCAAGCCAAAAGGUCCCCAGAAAGAGCCUGAGCCCAGCAUCCUUUGUCCUGUUCUGAAGAACAAAUUCCAGGAAGCCUCUGGAGUGACUGACCCCUCCUAUGUUCAGAUAGCACAGGAGAAAAAGAACCAGAAGGGUUACCAGGAGGAGAUGUAUCCAAGUCCUGCAGAGCUGCGGGAUGAAGACAUGGAGGAUGAGAAGUGCUGCUCCAUUCGGUACUGCUUCUACUACAGGAAAUGCGAUGUUGCAGAUGACGGGAGUGAGAAGGAUGAGCUGUCCUAUUCCAUCCCCAUGCAGAUACUCCCAGGAAUGAAGCUGGACAAUCAGAUGGUCCCAGUCAUGAGCAGGACUCUUCAGGUCCUAGAUGCAACAGCCUCCAGCAAUGAUGGUCAGACCCAGGAAAUAGAUUUAAGGACCUCCAGUUUUGAGGGGAGCUUGGCAAAGAUCAACAUCCUUCGAGGCCAUGCCUACAGCUUUCCCAAUGGGUUUCUGCAAGUGCAGCUGGACACCAAUGAGCUCCUGACUAUCCUGAGGCAGUGUGUGGUGAGCCCUGACAUCCAGGACUGCAAACCCUACAUCUCCCAGCUGGCAGAGUACAAGCAAGAGCUUGCUCUCAAGUUCAAAGAGUUUCGGGCAUCCUGCCGCCGUGUAGCAGCCGUUGACAAGAGUCCUACCCACAUGCUCUCCGCCAUCACAAGCAGCUUCCAGGUGCUAAGCAGCCUUAUUGAGACGUUUGUGAGGCUCGUGUACAUUGUACGCUCAGAGUCCCAGCGCCAAGAGCUGCUGACGAAGGUGGAGGAAGUGGUGAGAAACUACACCUUCCUCCUGAAGGCUGCAGAGGAGUCCACAGCCAGAACACUGAGCCACCAGCAGACGGUGGAGCAGCUCGCCCGCCAGUCAGCCACGGUUGCCACUGUCAUGAGCACGCUCACACGAUCCCUAAAGACGUUGAUCAAUAAGUAA
Messenger RNA from Balearica regulorum gibbericeps (East African grey crowned-crane), 3662 nucleotides. Lineage: Eukaryota; Metazoa; Chordata; Aves; Gruiformes; Gruidae. The record is from RefSeq and is a predicted model, not a curated record.